This is a messenger RNA of Durusdinium trenchii, 402 nucleotides long. The record is from the annotation of a GenBank genome assembly. Lineage: Eukaryota; Dinophyceae; Suessiales; Symbiodiniaceae.
AUGCUGGUACAACUAGUUCCUUGUGCAGGGUCCAGGGAAGCGUAUUUACAAGGGGGAUGCUGCAAGUUGAAGAAACGGAUUGUUGAGAAGGACCAUAGGAACACACCACGUUGUUGUUUUUUUCCAAUUGUUUUCAUACAUGCCACUUACUGCCACUUGUGGUCUAAGGAUGUCUCAGGCUUGUGUAGGCGGUCGCAGGCAAUUGGCACAGCUUACUGUUUGGAGCUAGGUGCUUUGUUGUGGAGUCUUUUCCUUGAUGCUACUUUCGAAAGGUUGCCCUGGGAAAACCUGUUUACAGAAAUUUGCAUUCAGGCUGCUCAGACUGCGGCAGAUAUGAAGAAUGCUGGACCAGCUGCAACUGAGCUUUUUUCGAUCGCAAAGGUGUGGCAUUCCUUCAGUUGA